AGGAAGUUUCAGGCAGUUAAUCCGACGCCUCAUUCGUUCUUUCACUGAGCUGUCAACAUUUAAUUGUGAGGCGACUACAUUCGAUAUAAAAUAUAUAUAGCCAGCUAGCUAGCUAUACUUCUCUGCAACAACGUUUUUCUUUUUGAAAACAGCUGCUCUCGUCUUACUAUGACUCUCAGGUGAUCGUCAAAGAGUCCAGGUGGUUCUGCUGUGGCCUUGGUGACUUAUCUGCAGAAUGGAGAAGGAAGAACUGAAGAUUGUGAAUAAGGAUGAGGAGGAUGAGAUGGAGCUCCAGGGGUACCGUGUGUGUCGGUGGCGUGUGGCAGUGGUGAGCCUGGGGGUGCUGUGUACAGGGGGUUUCCUCCUGCUGCUGCUCUACUGGAUGCCAGAAUGGUGUGUGAAGGCCACCUGCACCCGGACCACCGUCAGAGAGGCCGAAGUGGUGCUGCUCCAAUCAACCGAUGACUUUAAGCGCUGGUUCCUGGCCAAGGUGCGUGUGAUGCUGGCCCCUGGAAGAAACCCCUUUGACAGCCUGGAGACCCAGACCACUCCCCCCAUGACCAAUGGACACUCCCCCCACCCCUCGGACGGCUUCACCCAGGAGUUAAUCAGGAAGUACGCAGAGUACCAACCCACUCAGAUUCGCUAUUUUACACUCCAUAGCACAAAGUACUACUGGAACGACGAGGUCCACAAUUUUGAAGUAUUAACGGGCCUGGAGGACCGGGAGGUGACCUGUUCCACCGUCCACUCAGAGCACAGCACGGGGCUCACCAGCAACCAGCAGGAGUACAGGAGACUGUUUUUCGGAGUGAAUGAAAUUGCAGUGAAAGUGCCUUCAGUUUUCAAGCUUCUAAUCAAAGAGGUCCUCAACCCUUUCUACAUCUUCCAGCUCUUCAGUGUGAUCCUGUGGAGCGCUGAUGAGUACUACUACUAUGCCGCAGCCAUCGUCUUUAUGUCGGUCAUUUCCAUAGCUACCUCGCUGUACACCAUCAAAAAGCAAUACGUCACGCUUCAUGACAUGGUGUCAGCACACAGUAUUGUCCGAGUUUCAGUCUGCAGAGCCAGCAACGACAUCGAGGAGGCCCUGUCCACUGACCUGGUGCCCGGCGACGUCAUGGUCAUCCCUAGCAAUGGGACCAUUAUGCCCUGCGACGCAGUGCUGAUCAGCGGCACCUGCAUCGUCAACGAGAGCAUGCUGACAGGCGAGAGUGUGCCAGUCACCAAGACUAACCUCCCCAACCCGGGCGAAGGGGACAAGGAGGGUGACGCAGCUUACAGCAUGGAGGAGCACAAGAGACACACCCUCUUCUGUGGCACGCACGUCAUACAGACCCGCUUCUACUCAGGGGAGCUGGUCAAGGCAGUGGUGGUCCGCACAGGUUUCAGCACAGCUAAGGGCCAGCUGGUGCGCUCCAUCCUGUACCCCAAGCCCACCGACUUUAAGCUGUACCGCGACGCCUACCUCUUCUUGCUGUGCCUGGUGGCUAUAGCUGGCAUUGGCUUUGUCUACUCCAUCGUCCUCAGCAUCAUGAACAAUGUGCCAGCCAAGACCAUCAUCAUUGAGUCCCUGGACAUAAUCACCAUCACUGUGCCCCCCGCGCUGCCCGCUGCCAUGACGGCGGGCAUUGUGUACGCCCAGCGCCGCCUCAAACGCAUCGGCAUCUUCUGCAUCAGCCCCCAGAGGAUCAACAUCUGUGGCCAGCUCAACCUGGUCUGCUUCGACAAGACAGGUACACUCACAGAGGAUGGAUUAGACCUGUGGGGAGUCCAGAGAGUGGAGAAGGGGACUUUCCACCUGUCAGAGGAGAAUGCCUACAAGGACACUCUGGUUAAGUCCCAGUUUGUAGCCUGCAUGGCCACCUGCCACUCUCUUACCAAUAUCGAUGGCAAGCUGUCCGGAGACCCUCUGGAUCUGAAGAUGUUCGAGGCCACAGGCUGGAUCCUGGAGGAGGCCACUGAAGAGGAGACCUCCCUCCACAACCGUAUCAUGCCCACCGUGGUGCGGCCCCCCAAGCAACUGAUGCCCCCCGAGCCCGUCAUGUCACCUGAACAGGACAUGGAGCUGUAUGACUUGUCGUCGGCCUAUGAGAUUGGUAUCGUACGUCAGUUCCCCUUCUCCUCGGCGCUGCAGAGGAUGUGUGUGGUGGCCCGUCUGCUGGGGGAGAAGCGCAUGGAUGCCUACCUCAAGGGGGCACCAGAGGUGGUGGCCAGCCUCUGCAAGAAAGACACUGUUCCAGAAGACUUUGCAGAGGUUCUGGAGGACUACACCAAGCAGGGCUUCCGGGUCAUCGCCCUGGCCCACCGCCGCCUGGAGUCCAAACUCACCUGGCACAGAGUACAGAACGUCAACAGGGAUCAGAUGGAGGCCAACAUGGAGUUCCUGGGGCUGAUCAUCAUGCAGAACAAGCUGAAGGCUGAGACCUCCGGGGUACUGCAGGACCUCCGCAGGGCACACAUCCGCACCGUCAUGGUCACUGGUGACAACAUGUUAACGGCCAUCUCGGUGGCUAGGGACUGUGGCAUGAUUCCCCCUCAGGACCAGGUCAUCAUCGCCGACGCGCUGCCCCCUAAAGAUGGCCAGGCGGCCAAGAUCAUUUGGCGCUACGCAGACAACCCCAGCAAACAUGUGGGCAAAGCACCACGCCUGGAGGAAGUACAGAUCAAUCUAGAGGAUGUGCAUCACACUCACAAGCCUCAGGACCAGUACCACUUUGCUAUGAGUGGCAAGUCCUUUGCUGUCAUCACUGAGCACUUUCAGGACCUGCUGCAAAAGUUGGUGCUGCAUGGCACUGUGUUUGCCAGAAUGGCCCCCGACCAGAAGACCGAGCUCAUUGAGGCACUGCAGAGUGUGGAUUAUUUUGUGGGCAUGUGUGGAGACGGCGCAAACGAUUGUGGUGCUUUGAAGAGGGCUCACGGUGGGAUCUCUCUCUCUGAGCUGGAGGCCUCUGUAGCCUCUCCCUUCACUUCCAGGACACCCAACAUCUCCUGUGUGCCUAGCCUCAUCAGAGAAGGGCGAGCGGCUCUCAUCACCUCCUUCUGUGUGUUCAAGUUCAUGGCCCUCUACAGCAUCAUCCAGUACAUCAGUGUCACCCUUCUCUACUCUAUCCUCAGUAACCUGGGAGACUUCCAGUUCCUCUUCAUCGACAUCGCAAUCAUCCUCCUCGUAGUCUUCACCAUGUCUCUGAACCCAGCGUGGAAGGAGCUGGUGUCGAGGCGUCCCCCCUCAGGUCUGAUCUCAGGCCCUCUGCUGUUUUCCGUGCUGACUCAGAUCCUCAUCUGUCUGGGCUUCCAGACGAUUGCCUUCCUCUGGGUCCGACACCAGGCCUGGUACCACAUCUGGACGCCACAGUCCAAUGCCUGCAACUCGUCCCUCCGUGCCAACUUGGGGCCAGAACACAACUCCUCAGAGGAGAGGGACGACCACAACAUCAAGAACUACGAGAACACCUCCCUGUUCUACGUCUCCUCCUUCCAGUACCUCAUCGUGGCCAUCGUCUUCUCCAAGGGGAAGCCCUUCAGACAGCCCAGUUACAAAAACUGGCCUUUUGUGGUGUCAUGUAUUGGCCUGUACAUAUUUAUGUUCUUCAUAAUGUUUUACCCUGUGUCUGCUAUCGAUGAAUUCCUAGAGAUUGUGUGUGUUCCGUUUGAAUGGAGAAUCACUCUGUUCUUCAUCAUCAUAGUCAAUGCAGCCGUGUCUGUAUUGGUGGAGACCCUCGUCCUUGACGUCGUCUUAUGGAAGCUUGUCUUCAGCCGAGACAAGCAGGGCGGCUAUGGCACCACCCAUGCCGCUCCAACAACACAGGGGGGCAUCGACCUCUGGGGAGCCAAGUGUCUGUCGUGGCUGUGCUGCCGCCGGAGGAAGGUACCCAAGGCGCGCUACAUGCACCUGGCCCAGGAGCUUAGCGUGGACCCCGACUGGCCCCCCAAACCCACCACCACCACCGAGGCCAAGCACCCACUGCCCGGCAACCCCUCUGAAAAUGGCUCCUACCAGAUAAUGGCCGACUCCUAGCACCCCCCCGGCCCACUCUUGGCUAAAGCAAAAACACACACUCCCGACCAAAAGGACAAAAAGAAACAGUGGUCCAUGUAAAGAACAAGGCGAAAGAUGGGGUGAUGGUAGAAAAGGAUUUUGGGGUGAAGAAAUGGUAGUGUGGAUCUCUCCAUGCUCUUUGCUGCUCAGAUCCAGCAUACUAUUCAGACCCUGGCUGGUCUACGUAACCCUCACCAACCAAACCCCUCAACCUGCCACCACCCCCUGGUAUACAAUGGUUUGUCUACUACACAAAUACACCCCCAGUAUGGUCUACUCUAUAUCCACCCCGCCUUCAGCUGGUCUACCUGCAGUCCAGGAGUCCAUGUUGUCCACAGGCUGGGUCCUGUGGCAGUCAGACCCCUGUGUCAUUAUUAUGAGUUUAAUCAUUGCCUCACUGCUUUUUAACCCUUGCAGAACUAUGCAGCGAACUGACGAAACUCCAAUCUUAGUCUUAAAACGGUAAUGAUUUUUACAAUUGUAAUUGGUGUUGCCGUGAUUCCUCCAUGAUCUCCAGACCUUCUCACAUUUUUGCUUUUGUUUGUAAGCAGCCACCAGCCAUCUCCACUAACAUGGUUAUCAUACAGGGCACUUGAAGCAUGGAUGUGCAUGAACCCAGCUCCGUUUAGCCAUUGUUAUAUGGUGGCAGCUCCGUUUAGCCAUUGUUAUAUGGUGGCAGCUCCGUUUAGCCAUUGUUAUAUGGUGGCAGCUCCGUUUAGCCAUUGUUAUAUGGUGGCAGCUCCGUUUAGCCAUUGUUAUAUGGUGGCAGCUCCGUUUAGCCAUUGUUAUAUGGUGGCAGCUCCAUUUAGCCAUUGUUAUAUGGUGGCAGCUCCAUUUAGCCAUUGUUAUAUGGUGGCAGCUCCAUUUAGCCAUUGUUAUAUGGUGGCAGCUCCAUUUAGCCAUUGUUAUAUGGUGGCAGCUCCAUUUAGCCAUUGUUAUAUGGUGGUUGGAAUACUACUGCUUACCCAACAGUACUGUAGUAUUAAUAUUGCUGAACAGGUACCAGAACCUUUUUGUAUUAUGAAACUAGGCAUAACAAGAGGCAGCAUGCAAAUGGCUUGGAAUCACGGGUAGCAGCAACCUACCCCCCCUGCAUGUAGAAACCAUCCAAAGGCGAAUAGACUUGCAAAAUCAUGUCAAACUGGCCUCACAUGGGCUAGCGUUGCUCCACAUGGAGAAGGUCUGUCUUUAAAAAAGAAAAAAAAUGAUAUAAUGGUGAAAGGUGAGGCAUUGUGAAAUUCAUUACCUAGCCGUAUGCGUGCGCUCUCUCCAUACAACCAUGCAACUGGCAAGAUACUGUACUACCAAUGUAUACUCCACUAAAGCCAUGGUAGCAUGAAUGUAUUGUAUUAGCAUUGCUCACUGCACAGUCAAGGGCUUAAAACUCAUUGUCCAUCAGAGGAGGCUGCUGUGUAGAGAUAUGGGAUGACGUGCUCAUUGUAAUGGCUCGAAUGGAUGAAUUAAUUUCAUUCCAACCAUUACAAGUCCGUCCUCCUAUAUCUCCGCCCACUAGCCACCAUUGUUAUCCAAAUUCGGAAAGAUACAAUACACACUCUGUCACUGUAUAUAUUUUCUCAACAGUUUAUUUCAUUACAGAAAAUGUUUGUUGUGCAUUGCUGUCCAGCCUCAUGAUGUGUUGUACAUGUCAUUUUCUGCCAGUCAGUCAUAAGCCAAUCUUUCUCCUCAUAGUAGCAGGUCGUCACAUAUCGUCAGAGAUCCUAGUUUGUGUUCAUCUGAUGUAAAUAUUUUAUUUGAUGACAUUCCAAAUGUGUGUCAGAAUUGCCGGAAUCACAAUACUGAGAGGUAUCGCUAAGAAUGCAAGUUCAAAUCUUUAAAUAUGAUGUAUUUACUUGGUGUUAAAGGUCAAUGCAGCUGUUUUUAUCUCAAUAUCAAAUCAUUUCUGGGUAACAAUUAAGUACCUGACUAACCAGGUUUACAUCCAACCUUUUUAUGAGAGUAAAGUACAUGUCGGAUAAAAAAUGUCAUGACAGGCCUGAUGGAAACCAUUUUUUCCCGGUAAACUCAGCAAAAAUAAUUAUGCGGAGGAAAUAGUAAUGCUUUUAUGAUAAUAGUAACUAUCAUAUCAAUGUGAACUUAGAGUCACGCAAUGAUGUGUAGUCCUCCCACUAAUACUCAUCAGGAAAGCAUGCAGUUUAUGUUACAGAUCUAAAUAAUUGAUGAUGAACUUCAAAGGGUGGUGAAAGUGCAAGUAGAUGCGCUUAAUUCUUUCCAGUAAAUAUCGAGGGUCUUAUUUUGGUGACAUAAUAAUUCAUCCUUGGCUGCAGUUUGACAAAUAAAAAUAGUCUUGCUCUUUUGUCCAUAAUAAUAAUCUAAUGUAGUCUAUAUGUGAGCUCUAAGCAAAAAUGGCUUCUUAGCAAAUAGCAAUUUUGCUGGGAGUGGUCCGAGUGGAGCGGGGAAAACUGAGAAUGAGCUAUUAUUGGCAGAGGUUUUGACCUCUUUCUUAUUGGUCUAUUAACUAAUUUACCACCUGGUGGAGUCACCAGACAGGCCAAAACUCCACCCCAACAGCUCUUACACAUUUUCACAAGUUCACAGUAUUAUUCCAACCUCAGUGUGAAAAUAUAAAACAGAAAAAUCUAGUUUUUGACUUCACUGGGCCAUUAAGGCAAAGUGUUAACUCGUUUUAUUUCUGCAUAAAUCACUUGUUUUAUUUUUCAGAUUGACAUUUCAAUUUCAGGAAUGACAACAACAGAUGUCCUAGUUAUACAUUAUUUGCAUGAUCAAACCUUUCAGAUCUCUACUAGACAUACACUAUCGUUCCAAGGUGUGGGGUCACUUAGAAAUGUCCUUGUUUUUGAAGGAAAAACACGUUUUUUUUGUCCAUUAAAACAACAUACAAUUGAUCAGAAAUACAGUGUCGACAUAGUUAAUGUUGUAAAUGACUAUUGUUGCUGCAAACAGCGGAUUCUUUUCAAAUGGAAUAUCUACAGAGGCCCAUUUUCAGCAACCAUCACUCCUGUGUUCCAAUGGCACAUUUUUAGCUAAUUGAAGUUAUAAUUUUAGAAGGAUAAUUGAUCAAUAAACCCUUUUGCAAUUAUGUUAGUACAGUUGAAGACUUGUUCUGAUUUUAAAGAAGCCUUUAAACUGGCCUUUAAGACUAGUUGAGUAUCUGGAGCAUCAGCAUUUGUGGGUUCGAUUACAGGCUCAAAAUGGCCAUAAACAAAUAAGUUGUUUUUUUUAAACUCAUCAGUCUAUUCCAUGCUAGAAAUUGCCAAGAAGAUCCUGCACAACGCUGUGUACUACUCCCUUCACAGAACAGCGCAAACUGUCUCUAACCAGAGUGGGAGGCCCCGGUACACAACUGAGCAAGUGGACAAGUACAUUAGUGUCUAGUUUGAGAAACAGAUGCCUCACAAGUCCUCAACUGGCAGCUUCAUUAAAUAGUAAUAAUAUAAUAAUAAUAUAUAAUAAUAUAAUAAAAUAGUACCCACAAAACACCAGUCUCAAUGUCAACAGUGAAGAGGUGACGCCGGGAUGCUGGCCUUCUAGGCAGAGUUCCUGUGUUCUUUUGCCUAUCUUAAUCUUUUCUUUUUAUUGGCCAUUCUGAAGUGGCUUUUUCUUUGCAGCUCUGCCUAGAAGGCCAGCAUCCCGGAGUCGCCACUUCGCUGUUGACGUUGAGACUGGUGUUUUGCGGAUACUAUUUUCUUUCAAAACAAGGACGUUUCUAAGUGACUCAACUUGAACGGUAGUGUAUAUUGUUCCUGAUAUUUGGAGUGUUGGUAAUAUGACACAGGUGAUUUUUGGAGUGUUGGUAAUAUGACACAGGUGAUUUUGGAGUGUUGGUAAUAUGACACAGGUGAUUUUGGAGUGUCGGUAAUAUGACACAGGUGAUUUUGGAGUGUUGGUAAUAUGACACAGGUGAUUUUUGGAGUGUUGGUAAUAUGACACAGGUGAUUUUUGGAGUGUUGGUAAUAUGACACAGGUGAUUUUGGAGUGUCGGUAAUAUGACACAGGUGAUUUUGGAGUGUCGGUAAUAUGACACAGGUGUAUAAAGAAUGCACAGUAGAGAGCACAUUCUCCAGGAAUAUCCAGCAAUUUUGGUCAUUGACAAUAUAUGACCAGGAACAAGAGUACAUCCUGUGACAAUUAACCUGUUUCUGCAAACCAACUUUAGAUUGAAUCCAUGACAGUUCUGCUUUUAGUAAAGGUAUAUUUACUCAAUGUUUUUGAAGAAUGAUUUACAUUGGUGUUGGUAUUUAAUUAUGUUGAGGGGAUCUUUCCUAAAUAUCUGUACGAGAUGCACAUUUUUAUUUUCAGAACAAAAUGUUCAAUUUUACAUUUAGUUAUUAAAAUUAAAAAUGUAAUUUUUGUUGAAUGAUUAUAGAGUAAAACACAUUUUAAAUGUUUAAGUGGUUGUAAACAAGUCAUGUUUCCAGAAAGUUCAAAAAGGCCCACCUCCAAAUCAGACUGGAACAUUAUGGACUUUUUAAUGUUAAUAAUACAAAGAAAAUUGGACUAGCUGUAUUUUUAAAAAUGUACAUUUACAGUAUGUGUUUUUAGAUAUACCUUCAAAAACAUUGUUUAGAUAUGUGCUUGAAAUAUGGAUAAUGCGCUUUUAUCGAAGGGCUGUAGUGGUGCUUUCUACUCUCGGUACUGUUUUGUCACAAUCAGUUGUUUGUACACUUUUUUUGUUGUUGUAAUGUUUGGAUUUCUUUCCAGUGUUUUGUCACUAUCAAUGUUAUGGAACAAGCGAUGCUAUGUGUUUAUCUUCCUGAAUCAGACAUGAGACCAUUGGGCAUUUCUAUAAUUAUUUAAGUCAAUGAUGUUGAGGUGCAAUUGUCUGAUACUACUAGGGCCCUCAAACUAAACUUUGGACCUCGAAGCCAGUUAGCCUUUUUCUUCUUCUUUCUCUCCAUUGUUCCCCUCUAAUCAGGGACUGAUUUUAGGUGUGUGCAAUUAAUGAUCAGGUAGAACAGAACCGGUAGGCGCCGGACCUCGUAGGGAAGAGGUGUCAAACUCAGUCUGUGGAGGGCCUAGUGUCUGCAGGUUUUAGUUUUUUUCCCAUUCAAUUAAGGCCUAGACAACCAGGUGAUGGGGAGUUUUAUUAGUUAGUGACCUUAAUUCAUAAAUCGAGUACAAGGGAGGAGCGCAAACCUGCAGACAAUGUUCUCUCUGAAAAGAGUUGGACACACUUUCGUAGGGUGAAAGUUAAAUACCCCUGCUAUAGGGCUUGUGACCUAACCAGGGAAAAACUGGGGCCUAGUUAUAUCUCUAAAGCAGGGAUGUCAAACCCAUUCCAUGUAGAGCCGAGGGUCUAAUGGUUUUUGUUUUUUCCUUUCAAUUUGUGUCCAAUUAAGACCUCGGCAGUUCCCAACUAAUCAAUAACCUUAAUUUAGCAAUCAAGUACAAGGAAGGAGUGAGAACAUGCAGACACUCAGCCCUCCAUGAAAUUAGUUUUGACGCCUGUGCUCUACGACCAAUAUCUAGUCGUGAGAAAUAUCUUCUCAGUGCUCACUGUAAACUGUUACCAUGAAUCUAAUGAUUGAAAUAAGGGAUUCUAUUAAUAUAUUGGCACCUCAGCUCGACAAACACUGUUUCUGGGCAGAAAUAUUCUGACCUUUUAGCUCAAUGUCCAUUUUCACUAGCACCUGUCACAUUAAACGUGUAAACCAUGCUUUGAGUUUUAUAUACGCUGUCUGUUUUUUUUUUUGUCAAAUCUCAAUGUUACAGGCUGAAUAAUGUGCAUUGCUGUGGAUAUUGCAACCGGUAUUCUCUCUCUUGUCUAGAAGGGAUAAUUUUGCUGCUAGGGGAAUGAUUCAGACUAACCUUAAUGCUUCAACUUUCAAUCAAUGAUGAUUACCCUAAAACUUGCAAAUAGUUAGUAUGCUUCCUCAUUUUCCCCUUCACUUACAAAGAAUCUGCUAAAUCAAAGCGAUUAAGUGUAUGUUGAAAUUCUUUUUUUUUAAGGUACAUUAUACCACCUGUUGACAUCUCUAAUCACCUGCUUUUUAUUUAAGUGUUUGAAACAAACCAUUAAGAGGCAUUUAGAACAUAUCUGACGCUGAGUCUGAUCUUCCAGUGGAAUUGUUUCCUCAGGGAAAUGUGUAUUUGUAACAAAUCAAGAAAUACAAUGAAGUUAGGUAAUUAACUGAAUUAAAAACAAUCCUGUUGGUAAACAUUUUAUUACAGUUCUAUUGUAUGUAGAUUGGAUUUGGUAGCACAACAAGCAAUCUCCCAAACUCAGAGGCUUCUCUGAAAAUUAAAAACUUUUGUAAACGUAAAUUACUUAGCAAAUUUUUGUACUUGUAAUUUAUUUGUAUUUAUUUGUAUUUCUUUACUUAGUAUUGUAUUUAAAAUUGUCUUUUGUUUUCUUUUCAAUAAAUGUGGUUGUCAAAUAAA
Molecule: messenger RNA, 10396 nt
Organism: Oncorhynchus keta (chum salmon)
Lineage: Eukaryota; Metazoa; Chordata; Actinopteri; Salmoniformes; Salmonidae
Product: polyamine-transporting ATPase 13A3-like
Exons: 31
Coding region: 236-4015 (1259 amino acids)
Biological process (GO): polyamine transmembrane transport; intracellular calcium ion homeostasis
Cellular component (GO): late endosome membrane
Molecular function (GO): ATP hydrolysis activity; ATP binding; polyamine transmembrane transporter activity
Source: RefSeq, a predicted model, not a curated record